Syzygium oleosum is the source of this 2208-nucleotide messenger RNA. RefSeq names its product probable WRKY transcription factor 33. The transcript has 2 exons. Lineage: Eukaryota; Viridiplantae; Streptophyta; Magnoliopsida; Myrtales; Myrtaceae. Gene Ontology annotation, molecular function: DNA-binding transcription factor activity; sequence-specific DNA binding. The coding region runs from base 1 to 1011 and encodes 336 amino acids. The record is from RefSeq and is a predicted model, not a curated record. Gene Ontology annotation, biological process: regulation of DNA-templated transcription.
AUGACUCGAGAAUCGUGGUGGAAGUCCUGGGUGCUACCCGAUGUGUUUGCCCCAAUUCAGAACUCUGCAAACCCCGCGAGCCAAAAAAGCCCGCAGAGCCUAACGCCGCCUUCUGAAACAUUUCAGGCCGAUGGGAAUACUAACCGACCCAAUCAACCAUCCUACUUCAUCAAAGAACAGAGGAUAUCCGAUGAUGGGUACAAUUGGAGGAAGUACGGUCAGAAGCAAGUGAAAGGGAGCGAGAACCUGCGCAGCUACUACAAGUGCACGUACCCGGGUUGUCCGACGAAGAAGAAGGUCGAGAGAUCUUUGGAUGGACACGUUACCGAGAUUGUGUACAGGGGAAAUCACAACCACCCCAGGCCACUGCCCGCCAGUAGAUCGUCUUCCCAAUCGUCUCAGCCUCCAUCUUCUUGCAUCUCAUAUUUGGAGAAUCCCGGUCAAUUGGCUUCUGUGGCGUGCUCCGAAAAGGGGCAGCAGGACUCUUCGGCCUCACUGGGGGAUGACGAUUCCGAAGUGAGCUCUCAGAUGAGCGACUCUACCGGCGAUGACGAUGGAAACGAACCUGAAGCGAAGCGAUUGAGAGGAGGGAAUGAAUCUAAGGGCUAUUCAUCUUCUGGCAAUAGGACUGUGAGAGAGCCUAGAUUUGCGUUUCGGACAACGAGUGAGGUUGAUAUUCUUGAUGAUGGAUAUAGAUGGCGAAAGUAUGGACAGAAAACGUUGAAGGGAAACCCCAAUCCAAGGAGCUAUUAUAAAUGUAGGAACAUUGGAUGCCCUGUGCGGAAGUGGGUCGAGCGAUCGUCUGACGAUAUGCGGACCUUGAUCACGACUUACCAAGGCCAGCACAACCAUGACGGCCCCGCAUCUGUGGCAGAAGAAAGAAAGACAGAGGUUUCAACUGUGGACGCAAGGGGCAUUUUGCCAAAAAUUGCCCCCAGCGAAGAAAAAGAAGAACGUAAGUUUUAUGGAGUAGAUUCAUGGUGUCUGGAAGCUGAAAGGCAGUCCGAGUGAAAGGCUGAGCAGCCGUAUUGGUGGGAUAGCAUACUUGCCUCAGGCGUUCAUGGUUUCCUUCGUAGCCCCUUCAUGGUAUAUAUAUAAUGUCGAACUCAGCCCCAUCUUGAGUUUGGGAAUGGAGAGCGAGUUCGACAUUUCAGGUUCUGAUGAAGUGUCAGACUGGGUGAAAGCGAAACUGAUGGCACCUCCUCCAUUGAUGAUUUCCAGUUAGAGCCGGGCAAUAUUGAAUGUUUUGAGGCCCUGGGAAAUAGGAGGCAGAGAGACGGAAGGAUUGGGCGCUAUGGCUGUGUCAAUGAGGGGAAACGGUUAGUAUGGAAAAUAGGAAGAAGGACAAGGAUGAGAUUGUGGAACCUGCCAACCCAAUUGAUGUUGUUAGGUCGAGUUGCCCAACAUGCGAAGGAGUUGAACACUAUGAGGGAACCUGCAAAGCUACAACUGUAGUUGAGGAUCAAAGAGACUUUUCUUCUGUAAGUACUGAAGAUUUGCAUUAUCUUAAUUAUGCAGUCCUCAAAACUUAUGUUGAAUUUCAACGUGGUCUAGGUGAAGAGGGGUAGAACUGUAGAGACUGCUCGAGUACUUGCAAAAGCAGGCAAAGGAAUGGAACCCUAUGUGCUUCAAAACCAGGAAGGGAUCCUGCAAAAAAGGUAUAGCAAAGGGUAUAGCUUCAAGUUUAAGAAACAACAAAGCUUCGAGGUCGGGUAGGGACGCAGCUUCUACUUUCGGAAAGGGCAUGACAUUAAAUUCAAAAAGGGGCAUAGUUUCAAGUUCACAAAGCAGUACGACUUUGAGUUCAGGAAUGGGCACAACUAAAAUGGGCGCAAUUUUAAGAUCAGGGACGAACAAGGUUCAAGCUUGGCCAAGGCCGAGCCUCAAGCAUCAAGUUCAUGAUUAGAACAGUAUGGUAAACACGAACAAGCACUGCAGCAAGCGGAAGAUCUAAGGCAAUUUUAUAGUAGAAAUGCACGUUCUUUAGUGUCCGACUAGCCUUUAUUCUUUGUGUGUGUGCAUGCCACAGGCAAUGCAAGGUUACAAACUCUACUUUUUGGAGGAGACUCGAGACCAAUUUGUCCAAGUAAAGUUCCAUUUGGCUUUAAUUUACCAAAUUUUUCUUAAGGAGACUCAAAACCAACAAGUGGUUAUUGGCUGCGGAUCAUCUGUCUACUUCCAUGAGCCAAUCUGUUGUCUCAAUUCUGU